AAAUUUAUAUAAUUUAACUUUUUUUUUUUUAGCAAAAAUUAAAAUAUUUACUGAAAUGAUUUUUACACUCAAAGAGUUAAAGAGAUGGAUAUUAAUAUCUAUAUUUGAAGUAUCAAUGGCUCUUACAGUUGUUUUAAUAUUUUCUGUUCUCCUUCUACUUAAGAUUGAAAGACACUUAGAUGCUUCAUGGUGGACAAUAUUUGCUCCUUUGUUUGCAUUUGAUAUACUGACUGCAUACUUUGACAUAAUUGUUUUUAUUAGACUUUAUUUAGUAUUAGAACGAAGUCUCGCUGCAAAAAGACUGAUUACAAAUGCAUGUAUAUUUGAUGAUAGCAAAUAAUUUGUUGGUUUCAAGAUUACAACUAAAUGUUAAAAAUAUAAAGGUUAAAAAAAAGUUCGAUCAUAUUAUAAUAUCCUAGUUGUUAGUCAGAUUUCAAAUUUUUCAAAAGUUUUUUGUUGUUUGAAAAGAAGAAUCUUUCUAGGGGGACUUCUCAUUCCUGAAGGAUAGAAUAAUUAAAUUUCGAGGUAGAUAAAGUUUUUAUUAAAAUAGUACUCUGUGGCAAUAUAAGACAUCCUUAUUUUAAUAACGGCUUUUAACAUGGCUCCUUUCAUAUAUCCAAUUGUGAAUAUCAAAAAUGUUUGAUUACAGUCAAAUUUUUGAGUGAACUGAAGGAGAUUCAAAUUUUUGAGUGAACUGAAGGAGAUUUAGAUUUUUGAGAGAACUUUAAAUUUAGGAAAUGCUGAUUUUACAAUUGCUUUCAUCUUAUUUUUUUAACCUGCAUUUAUAAAAAUUCUUUGUCCCACUUCUUAGUUUUACUUCUAAAUAAAAAAAAACAAUAACAAUUUAACAAGCUAUCUAAAUGAUUAAUAGUAGGAAAAUAUUAUUCAAUGAACCAUUGACUGAUGAUUAAUAGUGAAACAAUGCAACUGGGAUUUCCCAAAACUAUAAUGGAAUACUUUUUUUUUAAUUUUG
Hydra vulgaris (swiftwater hydra) is the source of this 973-nucleotide messenger RNA. NCBI's taxonomy places the organism in Eukaryota, Metazoa, Cnidaria, Hydrozoa, Anthoathecata, Hydridae. The record is from RefSeq and is a predicted model, not a curated record.